Messenger RNA from Arachis duranensis, 728 nucleotides. RefSeq lists its product as uncharacterized. Bases 68 to 646 code for a protein of 192 amino acids. Gene Ontology annotation, molecular function: enzyme inhibitor activity. Lineage: Eukaryota; Viridiplantae; Streptophyta; Magnoliopsida; Fabales; Fabaceae. Gene Ontology annotation, biological process: negative regulation of catalytic activity. The transcript has a single exon. The record is from RefSeq and is a predicted model, not a curated record.
UAGAGAGCUGAGGCAGGUAGCUACACAGUGAGAAGAAAAAAGAGAAAAGAAAGAUAAAGAAAUAAAGAUGGCACGCGCCAUGAAAAUCUUCUCAUUGAUGGCAAUCUGCGUGAUCAUGGUGGCACAGCAAGUUGCGGCAAUCGAGGAGGUAGCCGGGGCACCAAGCCAUGGACCCAAGGGACCAGAACUGAUCAAGUUUCUUUGCUCCAUGUCACCAAAAAAGGAUCUGUGCCUGAAAGUGUUGUUCUCUGAUCCAUCAGAGUUAGCCGGCGCAGGCCUGACCGACUUGGCAGUGGUGGCACUGAGGGCGGCGUCCCUGGACGCCUCCAGCAUGCUGGACGACGUUACCAGAUUCAUCGAUGAUCCAGACAUGAGCCCGGCCAUCCAGCAGGGUUUGUCUGACUGCAAGGAGAACGUCUUGGACGCCGGAAUGCAGCUGGAUGAUGCCGUUGCUUCCUUGUUGCAGGGUGCUGACAGAGACGCACACACCUGGCUCCGCGCUGCUUAUGCCGCCAUUGACACCUGCGAUGCUUCUAUUCCCGGAGAUGAUGAUAUUCUCUCCGUUAAGAGCAGGCAGCUCCGUACCCUUGUCGACCUUGCCACCGCCAUCACCAAUUUCUUGCCAAAUAAGAACUUCCAAAACUAGACACGCGUUUCUUGCGCUUGUAAACGGCUCCGUCACAAAAAUGACUUAUUAUGGCUAUCUUAAUCACAUUUGAAAUCUAAAU